AAACAGACAAGAAACAGACAGACAGAAACAAAAAACAAACAAACAAACAAAAAACAGGAACAGAAUGUAUACUUAUUUGGGAAAAUGGUUAACAACAGCAAAUGUGAAUGCCCAUUCCUCCCUGCCCGCCCGGGGAAGUCUCCUCUCCAAGUCUCCAGGGCAUCUCCGGGGAGAGGGAGAGGGAGAGGGCUUCUCCGCAGGGUCGGCACGGGGCCCUGGCAUAGCCUGGGCUCUGCCCGGCAGAGAUCAUGUAUCGCCUCCUGGGGCUGCGGCCCGUCCUCAAGGGCCCAGACCUCACAACACCGCCCUGUGGUUGCCACCUGAGGGCUGCGGGCUCUGUGCUGUGCCCCCCCCCCCAAAGUAAAGCCUGGGCUCUGUAUCCAGUGUUCCACAGCAGUGCUGGGUGGAGAGUUCAGGCAGCGGGCAACACCCUGCCAGCACCAGGCCACAUGCUCUGGGAAGCCACAGCAGCCACCACCACCAACUAUUUAGUGUUGCCUGGCCUGAAUCUGCCCUUUUCAAGUAAUAUAAAGAUUCUGGUGUAUUUUGCUAAAACUGGCUAACUUCCUCGAAAGUCAGUGGGGGGAACAUGUCACCGUGAUAUUUUGUCCCAAACUGGUCUCCCUUGGAUCACUAACUCUCUCCAUCUGCUGCUGGCACUCUACAAAACCUGACCUCUAUGAGCUUUUAGUCUACAUUAAUUUUCUAUUCACAUAGGAGCAAAUGCAAGUUGGUUCAGGUGCCCGAGUUUGCCAGAGAGAGGAGCUUAGUAGCAGAGGGGCCUUGCCGAUUGGUCUUCCCACCUCUCUGGAAGCCGGUGCCUCGGCGGCCAGAACCCUCUGGUGGCGGGAGCAAAAUCCCGCUCCAGGCUCCCGCCAUCCCGCAAGGAAAGAACCGCGCCAGAUGAAAAACUACCAGAGUUCGGGGGAAAGGGAGCAGAAGACGGAGGCUGAAACUCACCUGCCCAACAUCAACCUAUCCUAGGGCGCACCCCGACCCCUUUCGGGGAGAGCGCAUCCCGUCCCGCAUCCCGUCCCCGCCGAGCACAAAGGCGGCAAACCCCUGCAGAUCCCGCCCCGGCAGUGUUCCGCGGGCGGAAGACCGUCGGGCCCGAGAUCGGUGCCCGAAGCCCGGCUCCAGCUCUGCUGUCCGGGCGCCGCGGCCGAAGUUGGAGCCGCUGUGAGAAGCGGGACAGGGAGACCCCGGGAAAGGCUGCGCGCACGGCUCCGGGAGACCCGGGGAAGGCUGCGCGCACUGGCACGGGGAAGCCCAGGGCGCGGAGACUUAAAAGAAAGCGCCGAGCAGGGCUGGGAAAGCCAAGGCUCCUACAAGGGGCAGUUUUCCCCGCUGCGGGGCAAAUCUCCCUCCCUAAACUUCCAUCCGGCUCCGAGACGGGACACGGGGUUCGGCGAGCGGUUCUGCGCCGAAGCGCACACCCCGACCCGCGAAUCUUUGUGCGACUCAGUCGUUGCAGCUUUUCUCCGUUGAAUAGAGUCCGCACGGCGGAAUCUUCUGGAAGAGGGGGGCCACAGGGGGACUUCGGAGGCGGGGGUCAGUGUGGAAAGAGCGGGGGGAUGGUUUUCCCCCACGUCCCUCCUGGCGAAUGAGGAGUCGCCCCCGUGCCCCCUCCUCUCGGACCCUCCCGCGCGCGCAUGCGCACUCGGACCGCGGCAGCUACUUAAGGCGCAGCCCGGGCGGCUGCGGCAGUGCGCCCAGCCGCGGACUCGGAACCCAUCGCCUCGGGUAGCCCUCGCUCUCCGCGCCCACCCGGCACCACUCUCGGAACCAUGGCGGCAGUGGCGGCGGCCUCGGCGGAGCUGCUCAUCAUCGGCUGGUACAUCUUUCGCGUGCUGCUGCAGGUGUUCCUGGAAUGCUGCAUUUACUGGGUAGGAUUCGCUUUUCGAAAUACUCCAGGGACACAGCCCAUUGCGAGAAGUGCUCAGGUACUCCCUGCAGAAGCUGGCCUACACCGUGUCGCGGACCGGGCGGCAGGUGCUGGGAGAGCACCGGCAGCGAGCCCCCCACUGAGACCCCAGCCCCCAGCCCUGGGCGGCCGUGUCACCAGGUGCUCCUGUGCCUCUCGGCCAGCAUGGGAGCCCGUGCCGCACAGGAAUGGGGUGGCCCCAGUGCUCGCUCGCCAGAGGAGCACUUGCCAAGGUCAGUGAGGGCCCGAGUGGCCCCCGGAGAAGCAGCACCGAUAACGACACCACCAGACCCCUUCCGAACCCCUUCACACCGGUCCCACUGCCGGGCGGGGUAGAGGGGGCGGGGGGAUGGGAGGAGCAGCCCCCAAGAUCUGGGGCAUAGGCACAGGCACCGCAUUCUGAUCUGGACCAAGUCGGGACGGCGCCACCCUGCCUGCAGCCGGGCCAUGCCAGCGGGCCCCAUCAGAGACCCAGACGACCAGCCAUCAGGCGGGACAUUCCAGCAGCAGCAGCAGCAGCAGCAGCAGCUCUGAAGCCUUCACCCGGCGGCCCAGUGCCUGUGUGGCGGGACUGGGGGCUCACGGAGGGCGGAGAUGGGGCCCUCUCAGUGUCCCCUGCCUACAGCACAUUCAUUCCAGCCUUUGCUGCCUUUGCUCCCUCUAUUCCCCUUGGCCCCUCGAUUCCCCUCCCCCUCACUGCCCCCAACCGCCCCUACUGAAGAAAUGUCACUCAAUUGGAACCUACCCUGGCAGUGAACUAACCCAUCCUUACUAAACUUACGAACCACUUCCUCCCAGCCCCCCCCUCACUGAUCUUGCUUUUCCCUGGUCUCACGCAGUUGUGGUCAAUGUUGUGGUAAUGGCUAACCGUACUGACUGUGUAAGUGUGCAUUAGUUGUGUCUCCCCGGCUAGACUGUAAGCUCCUGGAGGACAGGGACCACCUCUACAAAAAAUAAAAAACCGUGCCUCCCCCAUCUCGCACAGUGUCCUGGACCCUGCGGGGUGGUGAAGGUACAAAAAAAAAAAAAAAAAAA
Molecule: messenger RNA, 2959 nt
Organism: Sorex araneus (European shrew)
Lineage: Eukaryota; Metazoa; Chordata; Mammalia; Eulipotyphla; Soricidae
Gene: NNAT
Product: neuronatin
Exons: 3
Coding region: 1788-2165 (125 amino acids)
Biological process (GO): brain development; positive regulation of insulin secretion
Cellular component (GO): cytoplasm
Source: RefSeq, a predicted model, not a curated record